Clunio marinus is the source of this 1454-nucleotide messenger RNA. The record is from the annotation of a GenBank genome assembly. Lineage: Eukaryota; Metazoa; Arthropoda; Insecta; Diptera; Chironomidae.
UAAAAUUAGAUACAAGUAAUUUCUGUUGCAUAUCAAAUUGAUACUAAAGUGAUAUUUCAGAAAGUCAAUAAAUUAAAUACAUUUGAAACAGACAUCGAAGAGUUUCUUAAUUGUGUUCACACACAGCAAUAAAUGUCUGUUUGCAACACAAAGGUUUCCUCAAUUUCAGUCUAGUUUCGAUAAAAAAUAUUAAAUUGGUGUAAAUGUUACUAAAAUUUUCGUUAUCAACAUGAGCGAAGAUGCAACUAUUGAAGCUCAAAACAAAAUCGAUUCGGUUGUAAAGGAAAUCGACUUUGGUUACCAUCACGUGAACGAAAGUUUUGUUGUAUUUCCAGGUCCGGAAGACACGACAGAAAUCAAUUUUUCAUCCGAUGGUAACUUUAUCAAUCAUAAACAAUCAGUGACUCUUGUUGUUCGUGCCGGUGGUCACCAAAUUCCUUUUCUCUGUUGGAUUCUUCUUGUCGUCUUGCUCUUAUCAGUUGCUAUUUCUGUAAUUGUUGUUUGCUGUUUCUAUCUAAAGCAAAGAAGUGUCUCAAAAAGAAAAUUGAGAUCGAGAAUUGCUACACAUAUUAACGGAUUUCAAUCGUGCGACUGUAGACAUUUAGAAAUGCUUCCGAAAUAUGUUGCACAACCAGCUCAAAGCUAUUCAACACAGAAAUUAUAUCAAUGGUGUCAACAAAAAGAAAUGCAACAAUAUAAAUCUCUGUGGGCUGUAAACCCAAAUUCUUCAGGGCCAUCGUCUUCAAUUAUUCGUCAUACCGAAAGAACUGAGAAUCCAAAUGCCUACAAAACUCGUUCACUGCCAUCAAAACAUAAACAAAGACCAGUCACAUCUAUUGAGGAUCUCGACGAACUCUACAGUAAAGUUAACAUCAGUAAAAAACUGAGAAAUCGUAUGACAAAUGACGAAGCUGCGAUAAUUGCAUUUUGUAGAUCGAAAUCACAAAAUCUUUCACAGUUUACUGGUAAUGGUCCCAAAGGUGACGACGCUAUUGUUAUUUACGACGAAAGAACGGCAUUAUAAGAUUCAUCAUUACCAAGAAUUUAAUUGACUCAUUAGAUUAAGUUUGUUCAGAUUACGAAUUGUCGUAUUCUCUCUUUCUAAUCAUUUACUUAGAUUGAAAUUUUAAGUAAGAGAAAGAAUAUUUAAAUAUCUAUUUAAUUGAUUGUUCCUUGUAUUAUUCGAAUUUGGAGUUAAAAAAUAUCAAAGAAGAAUAUUUAAAUUCAUUCAUUGUUAUACAAAUCACGAAUCAUAUUCAAAAGAAAUGAAAAGAAGUAAAAUUUAAUUUUUCGCUCCAUUAAAGACUGAUAGAUGAUGAUUGUUCAUGGUGUCAUAAUUGUUCAUAUAAAUAUCUAUUUCGUCACUGUUCAAGCUGUCGAGAAACUAGAUGGUGUAAGAUUUAUGUCUUUAGAAUAAUUUAAUAAAAAUAAGUAAAAAAAUUCGUAAUUUUAAA